GAGAACGAAAAGAGCCACAGACUGAGUGAGAGCCGCCAGUUUUUCGCACAAACGAAACAAAUCCUCUGUUCGAAAUCGUGUUUCAAAUUUUUGUGAGUGCUCGUAUCUUGUGGCUGCAGUUGCUCAGGGAGCACCCGUCGCUAACCACCAACUUUUGUGUCUUGUUUUUGCCUAGUGUUUGUGCGUUUUUCUAUCUCUCUGAAGACAUAUCGAAUCAUCUAUUACUUCGUGUGUGUGUGUGUUCCUCUCAAAACGAUAGAUGCACACACACACACACACACACACACACAUAGAAGACAUUAUAAGCAGAGGAAAACGUAACGGUGAGCGAGGCCCUGUCGCGAGAGGAAUGCCAAUCGCGAUCGAUUUCAUGGCCGUUCAUCCACCGUCGUUGUCGGCCGUCAUGCCAGGUCGUUAAGUCACAGAACAAAGUUCUUUCGAGAAUCACCAGACGACUAAGAAUUAGCCCGACGAAUACCCACGGGCCACACAAGCAAAAGAUAUUGAGCAUUGGCUUCGUUGGCUUCGUCUCGUACGUCGGCCAGGUCACAAACUUGACGUCCGGCAUUGGAACGAUAUGACCGAACAGCAAUUGCCUCAAUCAAACGAUAUGAAUUCGGCAUCACCGCUCAGCAGUUCGUUCGUGACGUCGCACCGACGGCCUGAUUUGGUCGUCGGUCCGGUCGUCGUCUCUUCUUCCGGCUCGUCCGUUUCUUCGGUAGCCACUUCUGCUAGCCAGUCUGCCAACAACAACAACAACUUGCCCAAUUUCAGGGAACAGGCGGCCCUCCAACAGCAAAUUUUGCAGCUCAAGCAGCAGCAGCACCUGCAGCAACAAAUCCUCCUACAGCAGUACCAAGUUCAGCAACAACAGCUGGCCCAGCAACAUGAGAAACAAUUACAGGAAUUUCUGGAACAGAAGAAAAAGGCUGAAGAAGAGGCUCGACUGGAACGCGAACGUCACGAAAAGGAGCGCUUAUUGGCGCUCAAGAAUAAGGAGAAACGAGAACAGAGCGCCGUCGCUUCUUCCGAAGUCAAACAAAAACUGCAGGAAUUCGUGUUGAACAAAAAACAACGCGAAGCAGCCGCCGCCGCCGCUGCCGGUAACGGAACUACCAACGCGCCGAGCUCCUCUUCAGCACCGUACCGAGCGUGGACCGGAGCUGUGCCUACUUUACCCGCUGGCCACGGAUGCACCACCAACAAAGGAUCUGCGUCGCAAUUAUCCAGCGGAUUGGGCUCAACAGGUAGCGGCAUCGGCAGCAGCAACGGCGUCGGCGGCACCAGCUCGUCGUGUUCGUCGACUUCAUCCAGCGGCAUUGUCCAUCCUCAUCCCUAUCGACACCCACUGCUUCCGGGCAAUUUCGACGACGACUUCCCACUCCGCAAAACCGCGUCGGAACCGAACCUGCUCAAAAUGCGGUACAAACAUCGCGGCGCCGUCGAGCGACGCAACUGCAGUCCGUUGGUGGCUCGGCGGAGGGGCGGCGCUGGUGGUCCGCAACACCAUCUGUCCGGAGGCAGCGGGCCGGCACUGCCCGGCCAUCAUCAUUUGCCGCCACCUCCGCCGCUGCACCACCGUCAACCUCCGCCGCCUGCCCACUCUUCUUCUCUCGCCAUGGCCGCCAAACGGAUGGCGCACCUGACAAGUCAAGAAACGGGCGGAAGCACUCCGGAAUCGCCUUCCGGUGCUGCAUCUCCGCUUGGCUCUCAACAUCCUUCAUCAGGGGUCGUGCCUGUACCUGAGGAGAUCAGUCCGUCUCAGUACCACCUGAUGGCCAGUCACGGCCAGGGAAGCAUUUCGGAUCUGACGCUCUAUUCUAGCCCGUCUUUACCAAACAUAUCUCUUGGACGUCCCGCAGGAGCCAACCAUCACGCCGCCGAACCUCCCGGAUUGGCCAUGGUCAGCGAGGUGGUGGACAUGCGCGCUGCCUUCUCCGUCCGCAUGGGCCUGCCCGCAACAGGAGGCAGCCAUCACGCGCUUUAUCAGCCACCGCAACCUCAACACCACCACGCUCAUCCGCACCAUCAACAUCACCACCUCCUCAUGUCGUCCGCUUCGCCUUUCUUCCCGCCGGCGCCGCCCGAUCCCGGCGCAGGCGAUUACGGAUCCGGCGGCGGAAGCCCCGAAUCGCCCGGCUACAUUCAAAAGCAGAUGCAGUUGCUGGAACAGGCCGGCCAUCACACUCACGUCCUGAUGAGCGGACUCUACAACGGCGGCGCGCCCAUCACCGACGCUCAAGUGGCGCAGGCGAGAUUGAACAAAUCGGGAAUGCGUCCAUUAGGACGGACGCAGUCGGCUCCUUUACCGCUUGGCCAUCCGCUGCUUCAAGGAGCGCCGCACGGAGUGGUGCCCACCGUGCCACUGACGCAGCAGCAGUUCGAUCAGUACGUUCGCGAGCGUCAAAUCUACGAACAACAGCAUCAACACAAUUUGCUCAAACAGCAUAUCCGCCAGACGGUGCUAACUCGGGCGGGUAGCCGAAGCCACGUCGAGAACGUCGAGGAGGAAACGGAAGCGGCUGUGGCUCACGAAAUGUCACGCGAUCGUGGCACUCCCUUACCUGAAAUCAUCGACUUGACUGAGCAUAAAUUAGAAGAGGAAACGGACAGUGAUCGUCACUCCUGCCGCGAUGGCCUGUCACCCCUUCAGCUGCGUACGUCCAGCUCAAGAAGUUCGCUACACGCCAGUUCAGGUUCGGCUUUUGCUCCGCGAGGCCAUCACGCCGCCCGGCCUUUAUCGCGAGCUUUUUCCAGUCCUUUGGUAUCGCUCGAUCCGCCUGGAGGUGGUCCGUCUGCGGGUGAAGGUGGCACGGCCGUCGUGCCGAUGACGUUGGCCGCGGCCGGCUGGGGUCCGUCGGCCGGAGGGGCCAAAACGGGCAGCACGAGCACGGCGCUAGCCUACGACGGCCUCAUGCUGCGGCACCAGUGCAUGUGCGGCAGCAACAGCGCCCAUCCGGAGCACGGCGGCCGUUUGCAGAGCAUUUGGGCCCGCCUUCAGGAAACGGGAGCGGUGCACCGCUGCCUGCGACUUCGAUCUCGAAAGGCCACGGCCGAGGAGCUGCAAUCGGUCCAUUCUGACGUUUACACGAUGCUGUUCGGCACGGAACCGGCCCACCGGCCCAAAGUCGACGUCAACCGCUUCGCCGAAUUGCCCAUGAAGAAUUUCGUCAUGUUGCCGUGCGGUGGCAUUGGCGUCGAUUCCGACACGACGUGGAACGACAUCCACACGCCUUCCGCCGCCCGUAUGGCCGCCGGCUGCGUCAUCGAUCUGGCCUUCAAGGCUGCCAUGGGCGAGAUUAGGAAUGGUUUCGCCAUCGUCCGUCCUCCUGGCCAUCACGCAGAAGCGCAGCAAGCCAUGGGAUUUUGUUUUUUUAAUUCGGUCGCCAUAGCAGCCAAACAGCUCAGACUCAGGCACAAACUCGAGCGCAUCCUCAUCGUUGAUUGGGACGUCCAUCACGGUAAUGGAACGCAGCAAAUCUUCUACGACGACCCUCGCAUCUUGUACAUUUCCAUUCAUCGUCACGACGACGGCCAUUUUUUCCCUGGCACCGGUAACCCCCUGGAGUGUGGCACCGAUGACGGACUAGGUUUCAACGUCAACAUUGCCUGGUCGGGCGGACUCAAUCCGCCGUUAGGUGACGCUGAAUAUUUGGCCGCUUUCCGUGCCCUCGUCAUGCCAAUUGCUCAAGAUUUUGACCCAGAAAUUGUUUUGGUGUCGGCCGGAUUCGAUGCUGCAACGGGCCAUCCGUCUCCGUUGGGUGGCUACCAAGUGUCGGCCGCUUGUUUUGGCUACAUGACGCGCCAGCUGAUGGAGUUGGCCAAUGGCAAACUGGUCAUGGCUCUCGAAGGUGGCUACGAUUUGCCGGCCAUCUGUGACGCGUCGCACGAGUGCGUCCGUGCCCUGCUGGGUGAUGAACCAGUGCCCAUUCGUCAAGAAGAGCUGGCCAGACGGCCGUGCCAAAAUGCCAUCGAUUCACUUCACAAAGUGAUCUCGAUCCAGCAACCUCACUGGCCGACCAUCAAACGCUACGCCUAUUCGGUCGCAUUGUCGGCUUACGAGGUGGAAGGAGUCGGACGGAGCCGCAGUUACAGCAGCGGCAAUGGCGGCGGAUCGCUCGAAGGCGGAGAAGACAGCGAAACCCUAUCAGCAAUGGCCGGCCUAUCGGUCUGCCGGACAGAUAGCAGCAAAAGCAUUGCGUCAUCGUCCAGGGAGCUGUCGCAAGAGCCGAUGGAUCAGGAUGAUUCCAAAUGAAAACAUAAAUGAAAUGGAAUGAUGAAUGAUGAAUGAUGAAAAUAGAAACUAUUCUUUUGAGUGCCCGAAUAGAGAAGAAAUCCGAAUAGCGAAGAGACAAAUUGAACGUGUCGCGUUAUUGGUCAGCGCGCGUGAAUCGUACAGAACACACAGAGUUGGCGAUCUCGUUUGUGGGCCACGGAAUAUUAUGUUUUGUUUUUCUUUUCUUUUCUUGUUUUCUUUUUUUUUGGUUUUUUUUUUUUGCAUUAUUAUUAUUUGUUUUAUUUUUUUGUUUGUUUUUUCGCGCGUGUGUGUGUGUUUGUGUGUGUGUGUGUGUGUGUGUGUGUGUGUGUGUUUUGUAAUUUGACAGGAUUUGAGAGGCGUUUGAGAAGAGAGACGGAAAAUCAUUCCACGCGUAGAAACGAUUGGGAUAUAUAUAUAUAUUUGCAUAUAUUUGCAUACAUAAUCCAAUAUAUAUAUAUAUAUAUAUGCAAUUGAAAUAGGGGAAGGGGGGAGGGGAAAUAGUGAAGAAACGUUCGAUGAUUAUUGGAUCGAAGAUCAUUUCAAUUUUUCUUUGUUGAUAUUUUAUGUUUCAGUUUUUUUUGUUUUUUGUUUUGUUUUGUUUUGUUAUUGUUGUUGUAUCUCUCUCUCUCUCUCUCUCUCUUUGUCAGUUCUUUUGUUUUCAAGUUUACAAUGGUCCAACAUUUGCUAUCGAUCUUACGGGAUUUUAGUAAAGGUCGCAGGGAUUAAAAGGAGGGGGGGGGCGUUAUAAAGGAGAUGGACGCGCAACACAAAAAUGGAAGUUACUGUGUUUGGAGCGGGGGGGGGGGAGGGUUUGAUGAAUUCAUUCACAUUUAAAUGUUGCGCAUUUUUACUCCCAAAGAAACAUGGAAUUUGAUGUACCAGUGAUUUUUUUUCCCCCUUAAUUUCUCUUCGUUUUUGUUUGGAUUUUUUAUUUGAAAAAAAAAAAAAGAAAAAAAAAAGAACUGACGUAUAAGCCACGUUUGGCUUAAUCAAUGUUGAUUUCUGUUGAUUUUUUUUUUUUCUUAUUUUUUCUUUAUUAUUAUUUUCUUCUGUUGUCUUUCUUCGACGUCCUGCAUUAUUACACGCGCACAAAAAUACAGUCCCCACCUAAACGAU
Molecule: messenger RNA, 5374 nt
Organism: Daphnia magna
Lineage: Eukaryota; Metazoa; Arthropoda; Branchiopoda; Diplostraca; Daphniidae
Gene: HDAC4
Product: histone deacetylase 4
Exons: 20
Coding region: 578-4255 (1225 amino acids)
Biological process (GO): negative regulation of transcription by RNA polymerase II; chromatin organization
Cellular component (GO): histone deacetylase complex
Molecular function (GO): histone deacetylase activity
Source: RefSeq, a predicted model, not a curated record